UGUGUUUUCCUUUAUUAAAACGACGAUUAUACUAUGGAUAUCAUUUGGAAUGCUUUAUUUUUCCAGAGGCUCUUAUGUUUAGCAAUAGCUUAUGAAAACAUUGCUUUGAAUAAACAAGCAUGGGAGAGGUAUCCCUGGAAAAAUGAAAUGCUCGACUGGGGAGCGCAACGUGCAGUAGAUGGACGGAAAUCUAACCUCGCUGCCUCUGGGGGAGAGUGUACAAUAUCGGACAACGGCAAAUCAAUAGCAGAAUGGAGGGUUGACCUGGGAAAUAUCCUGAAUAUAAAUCGAAUAUUCAUCCAGCACAGAACGGAUAAUUUUCCCUGGGGUGCUAAAAACAAACAUGCACCUAGGUUUUUGGGAUUUUCGGUUAUCGUAUCAAACACAACUAAAAAGAACGAUGGGGUGUUGUGUUUUAAGGACAGAAACUUCACCUUAGAGACAAUACCUAAUCCAAUUAACAUAACGUGUCCAAAUUUUGCUCGAUACGUCAUCUUCUACAACAAUAGGACCAAUCGUCCAUUCCCUGCAGGGUAUUCAGACUACGCGUACAACGAGCUCUGUGAAGUGGAAGUUUUUGGCUGCUCAAAAUUUGGUCAUUAUGGAGAGAACUGCUCAAUCCCAUGGUAUGAAAACUGUCAACCUUGUCUCUGUGAUAUCGAAUCUGGACCACGACUACGUAAUGUUGAGGAAUAUGAUGGUCAACAAAGCAAUAAAAGUCAGAAAGCGAACUUGACGUGGAAUAAAAUUCCUAAUACACACUUGAUACGACUCGGUGAUCCAGAUGGCCUUUCAUCAGUGUUCUACAGUUUUGCUCCUUUAUUUGCUACUUUAUUUGUCAUCUCCAUUGUAUUCAACAUUAUCUUCACAAUCAGAGAAUGCAGAAAUAAAGUACGUUUUAAGGACCAGAAGAAAUCAAAGGCGAAGAAUCAACAACGCAUGACUGCCGACACUGAUAUUCAUGAAAAUAUUUAUGAAAAUACAGAAUACCAAGAACUCACAGAAGUGAAAACUACUGAAAAUUAUAUCUAUGAUAAGAUCAGGUGAACUCUAG
Magallana angulata is the source of this 1054-nucleotide messenger RNA. RefSeq lists its product as uncharacterized. Bases 34 to 1047 code for a protein of 337 amino acids. Lineage: Eukaryota; Metazoa; Mollusca; Bivalvia; Ostreida; Ostreidae. The record is from RefSeq and is a predicted model, not a curated record. The transcript has 6 exons.